CAGUAUUAGAAAAUAUACGGUACAUUCCUGUUAGUAACUACUAUGUCAACUUUGAAAUAUAAAGCUCCUUCACCUUAUACUUUGAAGGCUCCGCCACCACCAACGGAAGAUGUUACUUAUUACGAGCAUCUUAAGGACCUGAAUCUCAGUGGAAAUUCUGAAGCACAGGUAUUUGGAGUGGCUGUUUUUGGAAUAGGCAGAGCUGGAACAAUUCAUAUUACCAAUCUCGUGAAAAACAGAAGAGGCAAAAUUUUAUAUGUGGUGGAUGACGACAAAGAGAAAUUGUUGAAAGUUAAAAAUUACUUUAAUUUACUUCAAGUUGAAUUCAUUACUAGCGCCGAACAGAGCACUGUAUUUACAGAUCCCAAUGUGAGAUACAUCGUAUGUGCCUCGCCAACUUACACACAUGAAGAUAUUAUAACGGAGGCUUUGAAAAGCAACAAGGCGGUGUUCUGCGAGAAACCCAUAGCUGAAACUAUUGAGCAGUCGAGGACUUUGUUUGAAUUGGCUGAAAAAGUUAAUCAACCGCUGUUCAGCGCUUUUAACAGACGAUUUGAUCCAACUUAUGCUGCAAUAAGGGAAAGAGUGAAACAAGGAGAAGUUGGAAAAGUAUUGACUGUAAAAGUUUCUAGUCGAGAUUCGCCUCUACCAAGUCUGGCUUAUCUAAAAAUUUCUGGAGGAAUAUUUCACGAUUGUGCAGUACAUGACAUAGAUCAAGUGAUUUCCAUACUGGGCGAAUACCCUACUAAAGUGUCAGCCAUAGCACAUGCCAACAUUCCAGAGAUUGACGAAAUCGACGACGUUGACACUGUAGCAAUUGUUUUAUCCUUUGACAGCGGUGCCAUCGGCAUCAUCGAUCUCAGCAGGCAAUGCGUCUACGGAUAUGACCAGAGAUUGGAAGUUUUUGGCGAAAAGGGGAUGCUGAAGACAGAAAAUCGUGCGCCUGUGCAAACUAUCGAAAAAUACACCCAUGAGAGUGUCAAAAGAGCACCAAUUUACUAUUCUUUCGCUUCUAGAUAUGAGGAAGCUUAUCGAAUUGAAAUGGAGCAUUAUCUAGAUGUUUUAGAAGGAAAAUGCAAGCUUCUAGUCGAAGGUAGGGAUUUAUUGGCUGUUUCGAAAAUAGCUACUGCAGCAGAGGAGUCGUAUAGAGAGGGAAAAUUGGUGGAACUGGAAUGGAAUACAAAUGAGCUUCCGUCAGCCCAAGUGUAGGCAUAAAUCAAUCCAGUGUUUCGUCAAGAUCCUCUCCUGACAAAUAUUCAUUAGCAAUCCGAAUAGCAAAGAAGUUUGAUAAAUUUAGACGGAAGUUAAUUGGAUAUCUUACAAAAAAAUAUGUUUAAUUGUUUAUAAAAAAUACCUUGGGUUUUAAUAUAAUACUUACAUGUUUGGUGCCUAUAUGAUUGCUUUUUACAUGGUAUAGAAAAUUCCAAAAUUCCUGAAAUUGUUUAGUUAAAUAAAAAGUAUAA
Anoplophora glabripennis (Asian longhorned beetle) is the source of this 1463-nucleotide messenger RNA. RefSeq lists its product as uncharacterized. Gene Ontology annotation, molecular function: nucleotide binding; oxidoreductase activity. Lineage: Eukaryota; Metazoa; Arthropoda; Insecta; Coleoptera; Cerambycidae. Bases 43 to 1209 code for a protein of 388 amino acids. Gene Ontology annotation, cellular component: cytoplasm. Gene Ontology annotation, biological process: NADPH regeneration. The transcript has 8 exons. The record is from RefSeq and is a predicted model, not a curated record.